Molecule: messenger RNA, 1318 nt
Organism: Cyprinus carpio (common carp)
Lineage: Eukaryota; Metazoa; Chordata; Actinopteri; Cypriniformes; Cyprinidae
Product: polymeric immunoglobulin receptor-like
Exons: 6
Coding region: 306-1061 (251 amino acids)
Source: RefSeq, a predicted model, not a curated record
GCAACUGGUUUGGUUGAUUCAAAGUGUCAUUUCAUUUAAGGGUUCAUUGCUAAUGGCUCUUGCUCACAUGACAAAGUUUCAUAGAGUGGCUUUAACAUAGCUAACAACAUGCUGUACAGAUAAAACAGAUGUCCAUUUGAAUUCAGAAGCAACAAGACUUCUGACAGGCUGCAGAUGAAAAAUGUUGGCUCUUAGGUUCCUCAAGAUGUUUAAGUGCUACUGUAUAAGAGGGUGAAAAAGGGAAGUGCAGCAGUUGCUACAAACACAGUCAAACAACUCAAGAUACAGGAAGAGAAACUUACACAAUGGCCGCAUACGCAAAGACAAAAAUAUUCUACAUUUCAAUCGGGUUUUGGCUCAUUUUAGGUGUUGAAUGCUACGACGGUUGGUCAAACCAUACAUUAACUAUUUAUACCGGAGGAUCUGUCACCAUCCCAUGUUAUUACGACAAGAAAUACACACAGCAGAAGAAAUACUGGUUCUCAGAGAUUGAUAAAUCUAAUACAUACACAAACACAACAGAGCAGAAUCUGUCAGUAAUUGAUCAUCCUGAUCAGAGUUUCUUUACUGUGACUAUGAGAAACCUGCAGAACAAACACAAUGGAAAUUAUUAUUGUAUUGUGGAGACUGGAGAACAACCACCGACAAAAAUAAUAUAUGAGCCUUAUCUCAAGAUUCAAUCUGCUCCUGAUGUGUUUGUGGUGAACAGCAGCAGUGUAUCUGGACAUGAAGGUGGUGAUAUCAGUGUUCAGUGUCUCUACAGUUCUGGAUAUAAGAAUAAAUCCAAACAGUGGUGCAGAUAUAAAGAUCAGAGCUGUUACACAGUGGGGAGGACUGACACAUCCCAGAAUUCAUCAGUGCAGGUCAGUGAUGAUGAUGGGAGAAGAUCCUUCACAGUGCUGAUGACUGGACUGAGACUGACUGAUUCUGGCUGGUACUUCUGCUCUGCUGGAGAGGCACUGAGUCCUGUUCACAUCACUGUAGCGGAGACAGAACCAGGCACUGUCAGUGACAAAGAGUUAGUAUUUAAUCCUUUCUCUGUAAAUGGCUUUCCUUUAUAAUCAUCUUUGGGGAAUUAAUCUAUAUUAUUCUCUGGUUUAUUUCAUGACUAACAGUCAUUUCCUUGUUGCUAUGGCGAUAUUCUUCCCUUUCUCCUCCUUUUUGUCUUUGCAGAAAUCAAACAGCGAUUCUCAAGAAUCAUAAUAAUGAAACAAAAGAAACAGAGAAGCCACCAAACAAUGAACUCCUGAUUGUGUGGCUUCUUCCAGCUUUAGCAGCACUUCUGCUGUUAUUGAUUCUGGUUGGUGUUUUCACCUGG